Temnothorax curvispinosus is the source of this 5208-nucleotide messenger RNA. RefSeq names its product nucleolysin TIAR. The record is from RefSeq and is a predicted model, not a curated record. The coding region runs from base 15 to 1376 and encodes 453 amino acids. Gene Ontology annotation, molecular function: mRNA binding. NCBI's taxonomy places the organism in Eukaryota, Metazoa, Arthropoda, Insecta, Hymenoptera, Formicidae. The transcript is spliced from 12 exons.
CCUAACGUGUAAGUAUGCGAGAAGCUGCUGUGUUUAGCGGCUCGUCGCGGUGUGAAGCAAUUCUGAGCGUCGAUAUGCCAGAUGAGAGAGAUAUGCCGAGAACUUUGUAUGUGGGCAACUUGGAUCAUGCUGUGUCGGAAGAUUUAUUGUGUGCUUUAUUUUCGCAUAUCGGCAGCGUUACAAGUUGCAAGAUCAUCAGAGAGCCUGGAAGUGAUGCCUACGCUUUCGUGGAGUUCGAGGAUCACGUAACAGCUUCCGCAGCACUGACGACUCUCAAUCAGCGAUUUUUUCUGGAAAAGGAGAUGAAAGUUAACUGGGCGACGUCGCCGGGUAACCAACCAAAACAGGACACGAGCAAACACUAUCACAUAUUUGUUGGGGACCUGAGCCCAGAGAUCGAGACACAUACCUUAAGGGAAGCGUUCUCAGCCUUCGGAGAGAUCUCAGAUUGCAGAGUCGUCAGAGAUCCCCAAACUUUAAAGUCCAAAGGAUAUGGAUUUGUUUCGUUCGUCAAAAAGGCGGAAGCAGAGAGUGCCAUCGGCAACAUGAACGGCCAAUGGCUCGGUGGCAGAAGUAUUCGGACAAAUUGGGCCACUCGCAAACCUCCCGCACCUAAAUCCGAGGCGAAUGCAAAGCCGUUGACGUUCGAUGAAGUUUACAAUCAAAGUAGUCCGACCAACUGCACGGUAUACUGCGGCGGUUUAACCAAUGGUUUAACAGAAGAACUCAUGCAGAAAACUUUCUCGCCCUUCGGAUCCAUCCAAGAAAUUCGAGUGUUUAAGGACAAAGGCUACGCUUUUAUCAGGUUUUCUACCAAGGAGUCGGCCACGCACGCCAUCGUAGCGGUACACAACACAGACAUCAACGGCCAAACGGUAAAGUGCAGUUGGGGCAAGGAAAGUGGAGAUCCUAAUAAUGCUCAACCAACUGGACAGGCGUUAUCGUCGGCGACGUACCCAUACUACGCGGCGGCGGCAGCUGCCGCCGCGGCGGCGGCGGGCGUCGCGGGUGUCGGAGGCGUCGGUGGCGUCGGCGGUGCUGGACAACUAGGAUACUGGUAUCCGCCCCAAUCUUAUCCCACGACAGCGACACAAAUGCAAGCUGGUGGCUUUCUUCAAGGCAUGCAGGGAUAUACCUACGGACAGUUCGCUGGAUAUCAACAGGCGCAAUAUAUGGGAAUGGGAAUGGGUGCUGUCCAUGCUGCUGGCACAGCAGCAGGAUGGGGUCAGGGAUUACCUGGGGGACCACAGUUACCACCACACCACGCCACGACGGUCACGGCACCCCCAGGGGUGCAAGCCGCACCCCCGCCACCACCGCCACCGGCACAAAUGAUGGCCUACCCGAUGCAACAGUUCCAGAAAUUGGGUGACUAGCCUCGAGGACACGGCACGAGUAUGCAAAGAGAAAGCAACAAAAUUAUAAAUAAAUAUAUAUACAUACGUAUAAAUAUAAAAAUGCAUAUAUAUAUAUUAUAUAUAAAUAUAUAUACUUGCGCGCAGCGGCGGCGAGGGCUGUUAUUUUCAAUCGUCGUGCGUAAAACAAAGCACUGUGCGUGAAAAAGAGAGAAAGAGCGUUAGCUUUUAAGAAACGACAUGAAAAAGAACAUAUAUAAUAAGUAAAAAGAAAAUAUCGUGUACAUUAUUAGUUAGGCAAAAGAAAUAAAAAUAUAGGUUAUUUUUGUGAAAGGUGGAACGAGCGAGGGGAGAGAGGGGGAACAGAGAAAGAUCGUGUGGCAAGAGGGACCCAAAUGGCAGACUGUAAUACGAAUUAUGCAAUAAGAACUCGUUAUCGCGUGCGUUUGCAUCUGUCAAUCAACUCCUGUACAGUAACCGGGAAGCGUUUAAUCGAUAAAAGGAUUAUUAAUUGGAUUUGACACACUCUACUUUUACGUUCCUUAUGUUCCGCCCAAUCACUCCCCUUAUCGAAUUGCUCACUGUGCACUACGACUCGAUUCCACCUUCGACAGAGAAAAAGUGAGGUAUCCCGCAUUCUUUCAAAGAAUCAGCGUGGAUAUCCGAUCUUGUAAAAAGUAUUUAAAAAAGAGACGCCUUAAACAUGAAGGCGUGUGUAUAACUUGAUGUAGUCCUGUAUGUUGUCUAGGACAUAUACCGAGUGGAGCUAGCCGAUUGUGCGAGUCUUCGCGUUAAACGGGAAACCAAAAUGUAGCAUAAAGUGAUAGAUAGAUAAUUAUUAAUGUAAUCUGACCUGAACAGUAGGCAAAAACAAAGGGGCAAUGGAGUCGCGGACGGAAACGACGGAUGACGGGGAAGUGUUGAAACGGGGUGAAAUAAAUUUGUAUAAAGAGCGGGCAAGCUUGACGAAAAGCCACACCACAUAGGGCAAAACUAGCAAAAGAGAUCCGCUUAUGGUACCUAAGUCAUGGACCUAUUCGGGAAAAGGGACACGCGCGCGCAUACACGAGGUGUAAAACACGUACGCGUAUAUGUAAAUACACACAACACCAAAUACACAAAAUGCACACAGCAUACGUGUAGAAUAUAGCGGCGAGAAACUUAACAAAAGCUCUAGACGUAGUCUAGUCUAAUCUAGCUUGUCGAUCAUUAGGUUAACAAAGUAAAAGCGUUCAUGAGGGAUAGUGCAAUAACUAAUAUCCGCAAGUUAUACUCAGCACUCUUAUACGGCACAAAUGUCAGGACACGUGUAUAUGCAUACACCGAAAAAAAAACAGAUAUUGACAUGUAUAAACAUAUAUACAUGUAUACACAUACACACAGAAACGCGUGCUGCGGCUGCUGCCUCCAUCCUUUGUCCGCGGUCCUCAACUCACAGUUCUCAGAUUCUACAAUCUGGCAAUUGGCGUACUAGAUAACGUGAUAACACACCAUUUCGAGAUUCUUUAUUAUCGCAUUGUUCAAGCUUUACCGAAGCGACCGCAUCUGGUUAUCCAAUCCUCAUCGAAUUACUACGGUCUCAAGUUGCAACAAAAUUCAAUGCGUGCCUUUUUUUUCUUUUUCGCUGCUCGAUUCCUGUCACGUAGCGUGUUUCCUCUCUUCUCUUAGUAUCUCGUAACGGGCACUAUGUCUUCUUCAUCCGUGCGUCUCCUCCCUUGAUGCUCUCUUACUUGUUUCCACGUUUGUGUCCCUGAUGCCACCGCAUAUAUAUUCCUCCGCCUGAACAGACUUAUCUCGCGGAGACUUACCAAACGAUAGUCGACAAUCAUUGAAGAAACAUACAUUUAGAAACUUGUACGUGUUCUUUUCACCGAGGUCUAGGUAUUAAUUAUCGUCACCGACGUGUUUGCACAAAGUCUUGUGCAGGCAAUGGACAGAGGAAGUGGCAUAUCGGACUUGGGGAAAGUAAGAGAGCAAGGAGUAUUAAUUGCCUACGAUGCUAUCCUAUCGUGUUCGUAAUGCUUUUGCCUCUCGCGAGUGUACCACAAAACGUGAUUUUGAUAUCGAUCAACACGUAGGUACCGCGAUGCACACACGAAACAUAUCAUCGAGCCAAUCAAGCCGAUCCUACCACUCCCAAUUAGGAACUGCAAUGAGGGAUGUGGAAUGCAAUUAAGCGAUUGAUGCUUCAAGUUACUCAAACCGCAGUUGUGCUCACGAAAACGGGAUUUUUUUUCUCUCUUUUCGCGACUCUAGAGCGGUGACGCUUAAGAAUGAAACUUAGCCGAUCCUGUAAAAUUUAUUGUUGCAUACUACAUUUGUUUCGAUCAUACAAAUUGCGUGCGUAGCAAUGACAAUCGUUAUAAUUUACUUCGAUGUAAUCUGAACGUGAUAUCAAGAAUAGUAUUCAUGGGCUGUGUACUUAAAUUAAGAUGUCCCUUUAGUUUCCGUUCAUGAUUACUAAUCUUCGCACUUCCGUGAAACUUUUUAUAACUUUCAAAUAUCUAUGAAUGACAAAUUGUUAGGUACAAGAUAGUAAGUUGUUGGAAUUUUUAGCGUUUUAAUUAACAUACAACAUAGGCAUAUCAGAUGUAUUUUUUACGGGAAUAAUUUCAUUGAUUGUUAUAGAAAAACAAGGUUAAUUUUAUUCUAAGAAGUACUAUUCUAAGAAGUACUAUUGUUUUUUAAACUAAAUUUUAAAUCGUAAAUCGCAACUAAACGUAUAAUUUCUUUCUAACCGAGGUGCAUUUAACUUAACUAUUUAUAUUUAGAUGCCCCUCGAGAAUCUAACAUAAUUCUUAGCGGGACGAGGGCAGCAGUCAAGCCAAAUUGGGAUACUUACCGAUGCAAAGCACUGUGGAAACAGCUUAGUAUUAGAGCAAGAAACGUUUAAGAAAAAAAAAGCACAGUGAAAGAAAACAAAAGUAGGAGCCGUAAGCAUAGAUACCGAGCAUAAAACAUAAAGUAAUGUAUGUAUAUAAUCAUAUAUAUUAUACAAGAAAGACUACAAACAACAAGACAUGCGCAUCUAUAUAUAAUACAAAUAUGUAUAUUAUAUAUACAUAUAUGCAUAUAUAUAUGUGUAAGAUGAUAACAUUAGCCAACAGAUAGAAGCUAUAACGAAUAUAAGCUUAACGAAGAGAAGAAGGGAGCGAACGAAUGCGGAUGCGCGGCAUAUAUAAAUGCGCGCUCCGUGACAUACUGUGUUAAAUACCUUUAGUUGUAAGAAAUAAGAAAACACAUUGAGAUGUAACUCGUAAGAGAAAAUAGAUGUGGCUAGCCUGUCGGACCCCCUGUGCCCCCAAAUAUAGAUACAUGUAACGUAUGGAGUGAUAGAGAAAGAGAGAGAGAGAGAGAGAGAAUGCGUGAAAGAAAGCGUGUGUGUGAGAGAAGAGAUUAAUAGGGCGAACAUGCGAGGAAGAAAUGGAAGAAUACGAAUGUGUCAGAUGGCAUACAAGGAAAAAAGGGUGAGAAAGCGUGAGAAUGAGAAAGAAAUAGAGAGAGAGAGAGAGAGAGAGAGAGAGAGAAAGAGAGAGAACAAACGAGGUGUAUAGUAUGCUUCAGCAGAAAAAGCAUUAAGAGGUAAAAUUCCAAAAAAAAAGAGUACGAUAAUUAUGAUCGCGUCCGAUUCAUACAGAGAUUACGACGUUCCUUCAUUUUUCUUGUAGCUUUUCGUACGAUUUGAUGAAGUAUGCGUUGCGGGGCCCCCGUAGAUAUGGCCCUUUUCCCUAUCCCGAUGCGAUAAGCGGCAUAUCACUUACGACCGUACGCUAAGAAGUUAGGUGCCUUUAUCCACUUCUUUAUGUGUAUGCAUUUCGGUAAAGAGGACAACGAGAAACUGAAAAAAAAAAAA